AUCCCGGAAGUGGAGGGAAGAUUGCGAGUGUCCGUGUGUGCGGCUGUUGGGGCUGUAGCGGCGUGGCAACCUCAAGGGAGGCCCCCGAUGGCUUCGUGGGUUCCGAACGUCGGUGCCUUAUUGGCUUUGCUUCUGGUUUCGGCUCCUGGGCUGGGGGGAGCCGUUGCUGAAGACAGCGACUGGGUUAAGCUGCCCAGUAAAUGCGAAGUUUGCAAAUAUGUUGCUUUGGAACUGAAGUCUUCCUUCGAUGAAACUGGCAAGACCAAAGAGGUGAUUGACACAAAGUAUGGCUUUCUGGAUGGCAAGGGGUCCAAAAUCAAGUACACAAAAUCGGACAUUCGGCUGAUUGAGGUGACAGAAAACAUCUGCAAAAGGCUUUUGGAGUACAAUUUGCACAAAGAAAGACCAGGAAGCAACAGAUUUGCAAAGGGUAUGUCUGAGACAUUUGAAACUCUUCAUAACUUGGUCCACAAAGGAGUAAAAGUGGUGAUGGAUAUCCCAUAUGAGCUAUGGAAUGAAACCUCUGCAGAAGUGGCUGAUCUUAAGAAACAGUGUGAGACAAUGGUGGAAGAAUAUGAAGACGUGAUUGAAGAUUGGUAUAAAAACUAUCAACAAGAAGAUAUUUCCCAGUUUCUCUGUGCAAAUCAUGUGUUGAAAGGAAAGGACACAAGCUGCCUGGCAGAGACAUGGACUGGAAAGAAAGGAGACAUGGCAAAUGCAGGGCAGAAGACCAAGAAAAGGGAAGGCAAGGCAAAAAAGCCUUCAAAGAAUAAAAAAAGCCCCAAGGCUGAUCAAGAAACAGAAAACAUGCAACCAAGUAUGGUAGAGAUACCUGGUCAGACUGAAGAAGAAGAUGAUAUUCAAAAGCUGGCUUCCCUUUCACACAGCACAGAUGAACUGUAGGCUCUUCAGAGGCACGCUCCACCUACACCUGUCUUGUGGGCUUGCAAACUUGUAUUUGGACCACUGAGAAUUGCUUUAGCCCAUUGGAGUUGCAAGAAGAUCCAUACUGUCACGAAGGGGAAGUGCAAAGAUGGGCAAUGAUCAUGGUCACUUGAAACUGAAUUCUUCAGUGUUACUGCAUCUUAGCAAAGGCAAGGUACAGGAAGCCAGCUUGUCCCUUGUAUUCUUUGGUGGACAGUCAAAGUGAAGGUGCAGUGGAAGAUGCAGUUGAGCUGCUGACUACCUAGUCUAUGUGGCUUGCCUUUAGAAAUUGAGUCUGCUGCCCUUAUUGAUUCCCUGUCCCAUCCCUUUUGGCUUUGACUUGCUGGACAACACUGGUGAAGGGAGAGUUAGAAAUAAAAAGGAAAGCAUAAAUGAAGACAAUCUGAUUCUCUGGCAGUUCAUUUUUCCUGCUGUAUUCCUGGAUUUGGCUGUUAUCUUACAGGUCUCUAACUUGUACAUUCUAUUAGCCAACUUUUUGGGAGAUGCAUUUAGCACUAUUUUUUCUUCUUAUGCAUUGUGUUUGUUUGGAGGAAAGUGAGGAUGAAGGUUCUGUCAGCAUAAAGGGCAUUGUAUUUCUGUUUUGCUUCUUUCUUUCUUAAAGUUCUUUCAAUAAGGGAUCAAUUCUGCAGCAAUUUCAGUUAGGGGAGCAUUUACAGAAGUCUGUGUUGAUGCUACCAAUCCCUACAAAUUGUUUGUGGACGUAAACAUGCUUACCAUUUCCUGAAGUCCUAAAAAGAAUAAAAAUGUAGGGUAUUUUUUGCA
Python bivittatus (Burmese python) is the source of this 1707-nucleotide messenger RNA. RefSeq names its product canopy FGF signaling regulator 3 (gene CNPY3). The record is from RefSeq and is a predicted model, not a curated record. NCBI's taxonomy places the organism in Eukaryota, Metazoa, Chordata, Lepidosauria, Squamata, Pythonidae.